CCAUGUUGGAUUUUCCUGCUGAUAUUAGUGUUUUCUCGAAAUUUGCCCCCAAUUCUUGACAAUCGUGCGGUUGUACCGUAAUUUUAGUUCAAUGAAGAUAAGGCUGACGUCAUGCCUAAAGAAAAGUAUGAACCGCCGAAUCCUCGGCGGGCCUAUAAGAUAAUGUCAGCAGAAGAAGUUGCUUCAGGAAAACCAUCCCAUUGGCCGGAAUUGGAAAUUAAUGGAAUUGUGAAGAAUCUUAGUCCUGAGUUAUGGACUUUACAUCAUUUGACUUCUUUAUAUUUGAAUGGUAAUAAUUUAUCUCGAAUACCACCUGAUAUAUCAAGGCUUCGGAAUUUAAUGUUUUUAGAUUUGUCUUCAAAUAAAUUACGAACGUUACCGGCAGAACUAGGAGAUAUGGUGAAUCUCAGGGAAUUAUUGCUCAAUAACAACUGUUUACGAGUGUUACCCUACGAGUUGGGCAGGCUGUUUCAGCUACAGACACUAGGAUUGAAAGGGAAUCAGUUGUCAUCAGAAUUGAUGGGCCUUUAUAGCGAGCCAAAUGGAACAUCCAAAUUACUUCUUUAUAUGCUGGACAACCUGGCAGACCCACAGAGUCAGCCGCCUCAAAGGCAAUGGAUACAAUUUGCUGCACCUGAUAGAACAAGACCAACAGCUAUAUUCAGUGUAAUGUGUUACAACGUAUUGUGUGACAAAUACGCUACCAGACAAAUAUACGGUUACUGUCCGUCAUGGGCGUUAGAUUGGGACUAUCGACGGAAAGGCAUAAUGCAAGAAAUACUACAAUAUGGUGCAGACAUAAUAAGCUUGCAAGAAGUUGAAACGGAACAAUAUUACAAUUUUUUCCUGCCCGAGUUAAAGCAGCUGGGAUAUGAUGGUGUAUUCACUGCCAAGUCGAGAGCUAAGACAAUGACAGAACAUGAAAGAAGAUUUGUUGAUGGGUGUGCUAUCUUCUUCAAAGUAAACAAGUUUUCCCUUGUGAAGGAACACAUAGUUGAGUUCAAUCAGGUAGCAAUGGCUAAUGCUGAAGGAUCUGAAGUGAUGCUGAAUAGAGUAAUGACCAAGGAUAACAUUGGUAUUGCUGCUAUGUUGGAAACUAAAGAUGGUAUAUUUGAAAACUCAGGACCACAUUGCGAACUUCCAUCUGCUCGUCAGUUGAUUUUAGUCGCAAAUGUACACAUUCAUUGGGAUCCUGAGUACAGUGAUGUUAAACUCAUACAAACUAUGAUGUUCAUGAGUGAAUUGAAAACAUUUAUUGAAGAGUCAAGUCAUAGUUUCCGACCAGGAGCAAUGACGCCUGAUAGUAAUUCCAUUCCACUUGUGUUCUGUGGAGAUCUGAACUCACUGCCAGAUUCAGGCGUUAUUGAGUUUUUAUCACAAGGCGCAGUUGAUGUCAAUCAUGCCGACUUCAAAGAUAUAAAAUAUCAUUCCUGUCUCACCAACUUCUCAAGCAACGACCACCCGAGCGAGUUCUGUCACUCAUUCAAACUCCGGCGGGCUUACGAGGGAAAUAUAAUGAGUUUCACCAAUUAUACAUAUGAUUUUAAAGGCGUUAUCGACUACAUUUUCUACUCGCACCAGUUCAUGCAUCCAUUGGGUGUUCUGGGUCCAAUCGAUCCUCGAUGGUUUGAAGAAACGAAGCUCCUUGGUUGUCCUCAUAUCCACGUCAUGUCAGAUCAUCUUGCAUUACUCACAGAGUUCGAAAUGUCGUUUCCGAUGCCUGGCAAUAAUUUAAUAGCUCGGAGAUAG
Molecule: messenger RNA, 1749 nt
Organism: Saccoglossus kowalevskii
Lineage: Eukaryota; Metazoa; Hemichordata; Enteropneusta; Harrimaniidae
Product: CCR4-NOT transcription complex subunit 6-like
Molecular function (GO): 3'-5'-RNA exonuclease activity; protein binding
Source: RefSeq, a predicted model, not a curated record